GGCGGCCAAAUUGCAGAGCAGCGUUCACAAAUGGGCGUCCCACUUAAGCUCCUUUUUUUUAGCGACUGCGCGAACGUACUAAAGUGCACAUAAUGUACGUGUACCAACGUGUACGUUUUUACGGCAAAAAUGAGAGUUAUUCUUGUGCGGAAAGGAAAAGUGAAACAAAGCAGGAACUUAGCCAAUUUUUCUUCGAAACCUUCAUUUAAGGCAACUUUUUCGCAAUUAAAAAAAAAGAAGUAACCUUCCAACACUGUUGCGAUAAAGUACAUUUUUGUAGCUAACGCUUCUUCAAACCGAACGAACAGCAUGCGUAUUUAUAAACAGCGGUAAUUAUGAAAGGCUUCCCUUCCCCCGAUCUGUGAAAUUACCUGUUGAUAAAGUUACCUGAAAACAGGGCGUUCAUCGCACAAUAGGAGAGAAGCCACGCAUUGGUACUCGUUUGAACUCUUGUUUAUGGAGGACUACUUGCUCCUUUUCUUUUUACACUUAACUGUUAAGCCGAUUUGUUCCCGUCCACCUUAUCGUUUUUAAAAAUAUGCACGAAAAUCAAAAAAAUGAUGAAAAGGAAAGGAGUGGAGCCAAAAUUUCGAGGGAGAGUUUACUAGAUGACCAAUUCAAAGAAGGCGCAAAGGAUAAGCUUUUUUUGCUUAGUGACAAAGAUGAAGAUCUGGACGUACCGAACGACACUCCCCCAGAACAAAAAACAAAGAGGGAAAAACCGCGCUUCCACAAAGAUUUAAUAAGCAGUUCGUCCUUAGAGAAAUAUAAAAAAUUUCUGGCAAAGAUGGAGAAAUCGAACGAAGAUUUAAGAAAUAUGGAUACAGACAGUGUGCGGAUUGACAAGGACAUCCUUGAUCAGUCCUGUGAAAAUAGCGACGAAGCUUGCGUUGUCAUGGACGUUUCCAUGGGCAUUUUCGACGUGUGCAACGACAACUUAAGCGAGAGCAAACUUAAAGACAUGAACAUCACAGUCGCGGACGUUGUGAAUCAGGAACCGGAGGAUCAGGGCGAGGAAGGCCUAAUUCAAGAGAUGUAG
Molecule: messenger RNA, 1039 nt
Organism: Plasmodium vivax (malaria parasite P. vivax)
Lineage: Eukaryota; Apicomplexa; Aconoidasida; Haemosporida; Plasmodiidae
Exons: 3
Coding region: 539-1039 (166 amino acids)
Source: RefSeq, a predicted model, not a curated record